GGGCCCACCGCGCGCGCCCCUGGUUGCCCCUGGAAACCCAACAGCCGGAGUCCGGGAUCCGCGGUGCCUGCGGAGCUGGAGGGUGAUGGACGGCCCCUCCGAGCAUCCUGGGUACCCUGAAGGGGAAGACGGAGAUGUGGCGAGCCUGUCCUCGAGGCUGUCCGGGAUCAAGUCCAUCUCAGGCCUCCAGACCCCGACCGAACCGCCGGAGCCGCUGCCGCAGCCGCAGCCGGAGCCGGAGCCGCAGCCGGAGCCGCAGCCGGAGCCGGGGACCCUAGAGGUUUCGACAGGAGGCGCCGCCGAGGAUGAGCCCGCCGAGCCCGCCGAGCCCCGGGAAGGGCCGGUGGCCACCGAGGUCGGGGACGAGCCAGAGCCUGGAGAGCCGGAGGGGCCGGCCGAGCCCGAACCCGAGCCCGGGGAGCCGACUGAGGCAGGGCCUGAAGAGAUAGCCCAGUCGGGGCCCGAAGGCGGGCUCGCGGAAGCGGAGGAGCUGGCGCAGUCCGAGACGGAGGUGGGGGGCGGGGAAGGGAGCGUGGAGGGGAUCGACGAGGAGAAGGAGUGGGAGGAAGUGUCGGCAGCGCCGGUCCAGCGCAGGAAGAAGGAAGCCCCGUCGCAGGUGUCUGUGCCGCUGCCCACCAGCAGCCGGGAAGAGGCUGUGUCAGCUCCGGAGGCUGAGCGGGAGGAGGAGGAGGGGGAGGAAGAAACAAGCAAGGACAUUGAGGAGAGAGGCGUGCUAGGAAGCCCGGCGAGAAGCCUGGUAAAGCCGAGAGAGCGGGAGGAGAGCCUCGACGAGGAGGCCGAGGAGUGGAGCCGGGAGGUGCGGAAGCGGGAGGAGCAGCAGCUGCGCGCGGAGCUCCUGGAGCAGUACCGGGCGCGCGUGGUGGAGCGCGACCGCCUCCAGCGCUACAGCACGUACCUGCAGCACAGGAUCUCCGAGGCGCUGCGCAAGAAGAGGGGCCCGGAGGCGGCCGAGACGCCCGACAAGGGCACGGAGCCCGACGACCCCGAGAAAGAGCAGGCGUACCUGCGCCACCUGGCCAUUCUGGAGGAGCUGCGGAAGCAGCAGGCAGACGACCUGGACUGGUAUCACCGGGAGCUGGAGCAGCUGAAGCAGGAGGGCAAGGAGAGCCUCUCCAGGGUGGAGGCGGAGUGGCGAGCCUUCCAGGCCCUCAAGAAGCAGGUGGUGAUGCAGGCCUUGGGCAACUGCCGGAUGCGGGGCGGUCGCCAGGCCGCCCUGCGGGAGGUGGGGCAGAUCCAGGAGCUGGAGGAGAAGAAGGAGAAGGAGAUGAGCGCCGUGAGGCUGGAGAACGUGCAACUGAGACAGAGCUUGGUGCAUCUGAAGACCCGGAUGAGGGCCCAGGAGGACAUGGCGGAGGGUCUGCUCCUCAUCGAUUUCGAGCAGCUGAAGAUUGAGAACCAGGCCUUCAGUGAAAAGGUCGAGGAGCGGAACGAGGAUCUGUUAAAACUGCGCAACAAGGUGGCCAACAACGUGCAGGUCAUAACCCACGUGAAGGAAAAGCUACACUUUGUGGAUAUAGAAAACGCAUGGAAAAAGGCACAGCUUUUGGAAAUUGAGGCUCAGGUGGCCCUCAGGAGGGACAUCUUGACCAAGACCAAGCAAGCCCGGGACAGGCUGCGGAUCGACAACAUCAAGUUGAGUCAGAAGUGUGGGCUUGUGGGCAAGGAGCCGCUCCUCCGGGACCUGGAGGAGACGGUGGACAAGACGGCGCUGCUCAGGCAGCAUCUGGAGUCCCUGAAGUGCCACCACGCCGGGCUCACCAUGUCCUGCAGGGGCGUGAGGCAGAAGAUCAGGGGCGCCAGAGCCUUUCUCCCGUUUUAGCCCAAACGACGGUGGGAAGGGCCAGCCGCACGCCUCCCAUCUUCCACGACCUUCCGGUUUAUUCUCCAUUUGUUGCCAUCUUUAAAAGGCCUCCGAUAUUGGGGAUGGGCCUGUAUUUUCUAUCAACCUUCUCAUUUUUCAGCUUCCAAAUGAGUCAUGAGAACAGAAUUGGGUUAAUGGUUUUACACGGGGUUCCCUAAGAUAGGCCGAGAAACAAACAGCGGGGGGCACGUAGCGGCUCCCAAAAAGCUGUCAAAGAAAGCAUUUUCAUGUCGGAGCAAUUCCAUGAUGUCAGUGACCUGACCCCAGGGAAACCGGCCCCUCUUCCACGUGUAGGAGGAAUGAGCAGGUGACCAAGAAAUGUCUUGUGCUCGAUGCUAAAUAGUAAAUCCCCUUUGAAUCUUUCAACUAUCUCGUCCUGAGUCACGUCCUCAAUUCAGAGCGCCCUAGUUUUUGUAGGUGAAUCUAAAAGUGUUGGGUAUGUAGGGAGCACUGGCGUCUGGGAAACGGGAGAAAUGAUACCUGGGAAAAGGAGCGGAGGUUUGGUCCUCUCUCCUUUUUCCGUGAGAGGACACUCAUCUGCUCGACCGUUAGCGUUUGCCUCUGGCUCAAUGACUGUCUUCAAUUCUAAUGAAAUGUGUUUUCUUGGCUCCCCUAAAGAAACACAUUUAUCUAUACGAACAUAUGAAACUUUAUUUUCCAAGGGAGACAAAAUGAUGAUGGGAUUGUGUCUGGCCCGGCGCACGGGUGUGCGGGCCAGUGACCACCAGCGGUCCGGAGCCUUCCGUUUCCAGCAAGAUAGUUUUGGGUCUUGGACCAUCACCAGGCACAUGAUUUUACUGUGUAUCAAAUAUUGAAAUGUCUAUUAUUCCUCGCGUUAAUGUAAGAAAUGCCUGAUAGGCCUGUCUCUUUCAUCAAGGAUCAGUGAUUAACAUGUGCAGCUUUCUCUGGU
Molecule: messenger RNA, 2792 nt
Organism: Suricata suricatta (meerkat)
Lineage: Eukaryota; Metazoa; Chordata; Mammalia; Carnivora; Herpestidae
Gene: CFAP184
Product: coiled-coil domain containing 96
Exons: 1
Coding region: 86-1840 (584 amino acids)
Biological process (GO): cilium assembly
Cellular component (GO): axoneme; ciliary basal body
Source: RefSeq, a predicted model, not a curated record